Dioscorea cayenensis subsp. rotundata (Guinea yam) is the source of this 1483-nucleotide messenger RNA. RefSeq names its product transcription factor CYCLOIDEA-like. Gene Ontology annotation, molecular function: DNA-binding transcription factor activity; sequence-specific DNA binding. Gene Ontology annotation, biological process: regulation of secondary shoot formation. Gene Ontology annotation, cellular component: nucleus. The transcript has a single exon. The record is from RefSeq and is a predicted model, not a curated record. NCBI's taxonomy places the organism in Eukaryota, Viridiplantae, Streptophyta, Magnoliopsida, Dioscoreales, Dioscoreaceae. Bases 176 to 1264 code for a protein of 362 amino acids.
UAAUCACAGUGUUUGGGAAAGUUCACUGAAAUGUUCUUGAUAAAUAUCAAGCUUUGCCUUGCACCUUCAAGCUCCACCACCAACACCACCACCACUUCUCUACUGAGCUCUUCACCUCAAAGAUAAAUAUAGACCAUUUAUGUUGCAAAUAUAUAUAUAAAUCAUCCCUUCCCUGAUGUCUCCUUUCCCUGAACCACCACCACCACCUCCUCCUCCUCAUGAAUAUCCCUAUGAAAAACCCUUUCCUUGUUUUCUUGGAAGCACUUCAUCAUCUUCCCCUUGGUUUCCCUUAUCUCCUCUUCCUCUUCACCAUGAAGGUCUUCAUGAUCUUCUCUUUUCACCCCCUAAUACUACUCCUACUCCUACUCCUACUCCUUCUCCUACUCCUACUCAUGAUCUUCAACUCAACAUAGAAGAAGCCAUAAAUGGAGGAGUUUCAAGCAAGAGGAGAUCUAGAUCACUUAGGAAAGACAGGCAUAGCAAGAUAUUCACUGCUCAAGGGCCUAGAGACAGAAGGAUGAGGCUUUCUCUUGAGGUUGCUCGAAGAUUCUUCGACUUGCAGGACAUGCUUGCCUUUGAUAAACCUAGCAAAACCGUCCAGUGGCUUCUCAACAAGGCCAAAUCAGCCAUUAAAGAAGUUGCAAGCAUUUCCAAACCAAAUUGCAGACAAUUCAGCGGGGAUGGCAGCAUCAGCCUAAAGAGCACCGAAUCAUCGGCUUCCGACAUCGAAGAUGUCUCGACGAUAUCUGAACAAAAGGCCAAGUUGAUCACAUCCAUGUCCAACACCCAAGAGAAAGACAGAAAACCUGCUAAAGCUAAGAGAGAAGUUGUUCAUUCAAUGAGAAGAAGAGCUACCGUUGAUCCUAUGCUUGUUCGAGAGUGUCGAGCGAAGGCAAGAGCGAGAGCCAGGGAAAGAACAAAAGAGAAGAAGAUGAUGAGAUCUGUGAGUUUCAAUGGUGCAACCAAUGAGAUUGCAGUUUCUUCUUCUGCAGCUAUUGAAACACUGGAGGAAUCUGUGUCUCAUGACCUGAAUUCUUCUUCACUAGAGUUUGUUGCUGAUGUAGAUGAACCAUGUUCUCACUUGCAUACGGCCACCGAAAGAGUCUUUGGCUUUCUUAUGACAAGCAAUGAGUCCGGCCAAGCUUCCGACUACGAUAUAAAUCUCUUCCAAGAUCACUGGGGCAUGAACUUCACCGGUAACUCUGAUGAUCAAUUUCAUGCCAAACAAUUGAUCUACAACAACAGCAACAACAACUUUCUAUGAAAAAUGUGAGAAAUUUUUAAUUUCUUGUUGAGUUUCUUGAUCAUCUUUGCUUCAUGUAUUGUGCUUGGUUCUUCAUUUCAGUGUUUCAGGAACAAUCCUAUGUGAGAUCUUAAUUAAUUAAUUUAAUUCCAAUAUAUAUAUAUAUAUAUGAAAUGCUUCAGCAUUGCUUGUUAAUUUGGUUAUAAUGAUUGCAAGUAAUCGAGAAAUAAUGGAUUUAUA